AUGUCCCAUGUACCACAAAACGUCCGAGAAAACCUCCCCUUUCUCAGUCAUAACCCAACCCAGAAUAACCAUCAUAUUACAAUUUACGACCUCAAAAUGAUCAACAUUAUUCAAAAGGUUCUCUCCAAGCUAGAUACGCCGCACCCGGCAAGCGCUAAUCACGACGUGCAGUUUCGACUUCGACAUCAACUUCAGCAACUCAAGAACGAGACUUUGCUAAUGGUGGCGGAGAAUCCAUCCUCAUAUCCUUCUGACCAAAUCUCCGGGACCUGGUCGUGUGACAAAUGCUCCCACACGAAUCAUAUCGUUGUUCUACCAGGCGAGCAUCCACUAGGCUACUUGGUAUGCGGCGGUUGCUCCCAUAUCCUCUGCUCUACUUGCAUAACCUCCAAAAUCAUCGAGCCAUGGUUUAACUCCGGCUCUGAUUUGCGUAAAGACCAUGGGAGGGGGGAGUCGACUACUGACCUUCCUAUCGCGCAUGCCUUCGAGCAUGCAGACAUGGUUCAUUGGUGCUGGAUCCAGAAGUGUGUAUGUGGUGCGCGCUCUAGGUCGUGGAAGAAGUGGGCCGCGUAUCUGAUUAGCGGCGGUAAGGCUAGUCCAGCGUACCAUCAAGCGUACGCUUGUACAGAGCCAUUCCGAUGCACCGGUGGGCUGUAA
Messenger RNA from Cucurbitaria berberidis CBS 394.84, 657 nucleotides. RefSeq lists its product as uncharacterized. The transcript has 2 exons. The record is from RefSeq and is a predicted model, not a curated record. Lineage: Eukaryota; Fungi; Ascomycota; Dothideomycetes; Pleosporales; Cucurbitariaceae. The coding region runs from base 1 to 657 and encodes 218 amino acids.